ACACAUUAUCGUCUGCUUGUUGUCCAUAUGGGUGUGAAAGAGAGGGGACAGCGGAGGUCCUCAACGGGCAGGCAGUCCUUAGAAUGUGAGGGAGAUGUAAAUUGCUCCCCGAUACCACAGGCCCUUUCCACCCAAAAGUACACAGGGCCUGAUCCCAGUGAGUCUCCCAUGUCCCGAUAUGACCGGAACCAAGCCACCCGGAAUCACAGGUCCAAUCCCUGCUGCUUCUGCUGGUGUUGUUGCUGCAGCUGCUCUUGGAAUGAGGACCGGAAUCGGCGCAGGUUUUCCCGGGAUACCAAGCUCGAGACUGUUCCUCACUGCGAAGUAUGCUCCAAGCCAAGUUCCGAGGAGGUACACAGCUGGGCCAGUUCCUUUGAAAAGCUGAUGAAGAACCCAGCUGGCCGCAACGUGUUCCGCGAGUUUCUACGCACAGAGUACAGUGAGGAGAACAUGCUUUUCUGGCUGGCUUGCGAGGAGCUGAAAAAAGAUCACAGUAAGCACAGCAUUGAGGAGAAGGCACGCUUGAUAUAUGAAGACUAUGUAUCAAUCCUGUCCCCCAAAGAGGUCAGCUUGGAUUCCCGAGUUAGAGAAGUCAUUAACAGGCGGAUGCAGGAACCGUCCUGUCACACGUUCGAUGACGCCCAGCUACAGAUUUACACCCUGAUGCACAGAGACUCUUACCCCAGAUUCCUCAGUUCAAGCAUUUACAAAGCCCUCCUGCAAAAUAUUUCACGUUCCAGUUCGGAAUCGUAGGACUGAGCAAGAAAGUGGCCUUGCAGUCGGAUAGAAUAAAAUGCACAUUUUUUUUUUACCAACUCCUUAUAAGAGGGAAUGUCUAAGGACGACAUGCGGUGAGAGGUUCUCAUCCCGUUCCCUCCUCUCCCACCUCAUCACACAACCUACGCUGCAUACAGACUCAGAAAAAGGGCACAGCAAGGGGAACCUCCUGCAACACACACCUCUGACCUCUUCGAUCGCCCUCUCCUCCUGCUGCAUAUAGGGGUGCUGUGAGGUAGAGGGGUGCUAGGUACUGUACAGAGGCUUACCUCAGGGUACAAUACUACUGAACACUCCGUCCUGUCUUCGGUUUGGGAAAGGAGUGGAGAGGUGGGACUAGGCCUCAGCCAUAGACCAUUCCAAAUACCUAAACGUGUUCUAGUCUCAGGCUGAUGCCCUGGAAACGUAAAUUGCUGGGGACCCCAUUUUAUACGACGCCUCCCAUGUUAUUGACUGGCAACUUCUGGCAAUACAACUCUCAUCACCGACAACCUGUGUGCAGCUAUGAUAGGUGAUGGGAGUUACCGUGCACCGCCAUUUUAGUACCAGUGUUUGCCUGCUGCUGGCUGCCUGACAGGGGGGAGUUAGAGGUGAAACUGGAGAUACCAUAGUUUUUUGUCUGAA
This is a messenger RNA of Pelobates fuscus (common spadefoot toad), 1401 nucleotides long. It is a transcript of the gene RGS19, whose product is annotated as regulator of G protein signaling 19. The record is from RefSeq and is a predicted model, not a curated record. Bases 28 to 753 code for a protein of 241 amino acids. NCBI's taxonomy places the organism in Eukaryota, Metazoa, Chordata, Amphibia, Anura, Pelobatidae. The transcript has 5 exons.